AUGACUGGCGUUGAUGCUGGAUGUGUUUGUCAAAUAUGUGGGGCAGUGUCAGAGUUCGAUCCAAAUGUGUCUUUCUACGACAAAAUAACACAGUGGCUGGAUAAACACCCGACAUUUGCAUGGAAUUAUUUCAAUCGUAAAGCCGAUCUUCCAACAGAUUUGUGGGCAGGAGUUGCGAAUCUUGGCAGUGCCGCUCAGGACACUGCUUCAGAAGAGAAGAGAAUACCCAAAGAUGCCGACAAAGAGUUCCACUCUUCGAAACAGUGUCCGAAUCCUUCAGGUUCGAUGCGCAAAAUCAGCAGUCAGGAUUUCGAGUUUGACGAUUGCAAGCGCAUCGUUUCCUCCUGUCCUGAUGGAAGUCAAACAUUCAUUACACCAAAUAUAUGCUUUCUUGCAUCACUUUCCGAGAGAAGUGCGGUUGAGAACAGUUGUAAAGACAACGCAAGUUCCCCACGAACUGCGCAAUCCCGUCGAUUGUUCUCACUCGAUGAGAGGGAGUUAAUCAGUGAAUUAGUUCUCGAUAUAUGUUACGAGCUUGAUGUGACAGCAUUAUGUUUCAAGAUACUUCAGAACGUUUGCAUUUUAUUAAAUGCAGACCGCGGAUCAUUAUUUCUCCUGGACAAGGAUAAUAAUACUGGGGAGACCGUACUAGUGAGCAAAUUAUUUGAUGUGACUCCAAAUUGUUCAUUGUUGGAGAGCUUGGAACAUACCGAAAGACACCAUAUUAAAUUUCCUUUGGGGGUUGGUAUAUCUGGACACGUUGCUCAAACUGGGACAUAUGCCAAUAUACCGGACGCGUACGCAGAUCCACGAUUCUCUGACCUUGUCGACCGGGAAACCGGCUACCGCACACGCUGUUUACUUUGCAUGCCAAUCAAGAAUAUUCAGGGCAAGGUUCUGGCGGUUGCUGUGAUCAUGAACAAGAAGAAACGAUUGACCGCAAUGGUGCCCGAUUCCACACCCUCACACGGUGAGAAAGGAGAGCGAGAUGCAAACCAGCGGCUACGGCAGCACCAGGAGCAGCAGCACCACCAGGAGCAGCAGCACCACCAGGAGCAGCAGCACCACCAGGAGCAGCAGCAGCACCAGGAGCAGGGGGAAGAACAAUCGGAUUCCACUGGGACAGCCACACAAGAUGACGAGGAUGUGUUUACCGAGCGAGAUGUGCGCGUGUUCAAAUCGUAUGUCGCGUUUUGCGGUAUCGGUUUGCACAAUGCACAAAUCUAUCAGCAAAGUCGGANNNNAACCAGUCAUCUCGAUCGUCAGUUGUUCCCAUCCGAUUUGGAGAAGACUUGCACCUACUGGAGAUGA
Messenger RNA from Echinostoma caproni, 1311 nucleotides. The record is from the annotation of a GenBank genome assembly. Lineage: Eukaryota; Metazoa; Platyhelminthes; Trematoda; Plagiorchiida; Echinostomatidae.